GACGUACUUGACCCUUUCCUUCCUUCCUUUUCUCCUCUACCUUUUAGUCGGAUAACACAACUAAUCUUAAAAAAAAAAAAAGAUAUAUUAACUUAAAAACAUCCUUUCUUAUACCCAAGUCAAAAUUACUAAAAUAGUUAUGUCAAUAUCAUAAUAUAUUAAUGAUUAGUUAUCUUACAAGUCCCGCCUAGCUUGCCGUUCUAGAACAUAUCUAGUCUCGGUGUAUUGUAUGUAACCUUACGAUGAGCGGGGCUGCACGAUGUACUUUUAUAUUACCUUCCAAUUCUGUCUUGUGUGUUUUUUUACAACAUAGGUAAAGUCUUGUCGUUCUGGUUUAUCUAUAUCUCCGCUUCUCAUAUUAUUCCUACCCUUCUAUGUAUUAAACAAGAUUCGGCUCAUGAAGGCAUAAAUAUGGGAUUCAAAACCGUUUUCUUAUCGCUGGCGUCUUUGCCGCUUGCGAAAACGGAAACCAUUCUCGGCGUCUACAUAUUCCAUCGCCAUGGCGAUCGCACUGCGAAGAGCCUUGCGCCGACCAAUCUUACUGCGUUGGGCGCCGACGAGGUAUUUCAGUCUGGUGACUUCUAUCGCACUCGUUAUGUCGCUUCUGACGCUAGCUCGCCUAUCCAUGGCUUGAGCAAUGACAUCGCUGUCCCUACGCAGUUAAGCGUUAUCUCACCCGCCGAUUCUGUGCUCCAGAGCUCGGCCCUGGCUUUCCUACAAGGUUUCUAUCCUCCCGCCGGCACCAAUGGUGUCUCGAUACUUGCGAACAAGUCUGAAGUUCAGGCACCACUUGGCGGAUAUCAGUACAUACCCGUCUCGACGUCCUCAACGACGUCUUCGAGUGCCGACUCGGAGAACAGUGAGUGGCUGCAGGGCGGUUCUGGCUGCGGCAAUGCCAUUGUUAGCUCCAACAAUUAUUUUCUAUCCGAGGAAUACACUACGGCCCUGGAUCAGACCAAGUCGUUUUAUAGCAACUUGUUGCCUGUGAUCAACGGUACCUUCAGCGCUAGCCAGGCCACAUUCAAGAACGCCUAUACCAUAUUUGACUAUGUCAAUGUUGCUACCAUCCACAACCAGAGCAUACCCGCUUCUCAGCUCCUGACCAACGACACCCUAAAAGAACUCAGGACUCUCGCUGAUUCUCAUGAGUGGAACCUCGCCUACAACGAUAGCGACACUAUUCGGGCUAUCGCCGGUGCCACGCUUGCCGCGCAAAUUGUCCAGCAGCUCAACUCGACUCUUAGCGGCAAAGGUAAGACCCCUGUUAGCAUCCAAUUCGGUGCCUACGCCUCCUUUAUGUCGUUCUUUGGGCUGGCGCAGCUGCAGACUGUGUCGGCGGACUUCACCGGCGUUGUCGAUUACGCGUCAUCUAUAGUCUUCGAACUUGUCACCAAUUCUACCGUCUCUUCCUCGGCAUACCCCAGCGCGGACGAUGUAUCUGUUCGUUUUCUGUUGGCCAAUGGUACGGCAGCCCUGAAUCCACCGCGAGAGUUUCCCCUAUUUGGCCAGACCCAGACGCUGUUGCCUUGGAACACAUUUGCUACGGAGAUGAACAAGUUUGCCAUUGGCGACACAGCUGCAUGGUGCCGUGCGUGCGGUAAUACCACCGGCACCUGCGCGAGCUCAACCUCGGGCGAUUCGGGAAGCGACGAUGGCGCAGCCGACGCAUCAACAACUUCUAGCAACGGAAUUUCGUUACCUGUUGCUGGUGUUAUUGGCGCCUUGGUGACGUUAGUCGUGAUUCUUGGCAUUGAGGCCCUAGUAUAUGCUCUUGUUGGUCUAAAACUUGUCAAGAAGUCGACGCUGGCUUCGCUUGGUGGCUCUGGUUCUUCUGGUGUGGUCGGCGGCACGGGGGCUGGUUCAAAGGCUUAGGGAUAGUUGAAUGAUAGUGAAUUUGGAUAGUACGAAGAGAUAUCUCCUAUUUCAUAGGAAUAUCAUGUGUCUAUCAUUACCUAGGUAUACAAGGCGGGUUUUGGCAUGUGGAUAUCUAUGCUUUGACGAGCAAUGACAUUUAGGAAGAAGAUGAUGAUAUUUUUAGCCAAUUUUGUAUAAUCAUUAUCCACGAUUCAACGAUUUGCUAUCCCUUUUUAGGAUUGGAACUAUAGUAAUAACCAUGUAAUGAAAUUUAUGUCGUGUGGAUUCAUUAUGAUGAUCUAUUUUGAAAACCAUCCCUAUUCAUUGAAUCGAGCGGCUAAUGUAUAGUGUAUCGAUAUCGGUAGAUGCUUCUUUCUCUUUUAUGCUUAUGCUGCCUACCUCUUCAUCGGGUUUAUUUAAGGUUGAAUUUGUUAAACAUAAAUUCACUCCUAAAACUCCACGUAUGCGCCCUGGCAGUGAAGCAGGAAACCAAGCAGUGGCGUGUCGAUUCAAAUGUAUACCGG
This is a messenger RNA of Hypoxylon trugodes, 2378 nucleotides long. Its product is annotated as histidine acid phosphatase-like protein. Gene Ontology annotation, molecular function: phosphatase activity. Lineage: Eukaryota; Fungi; Ascomycota; Sordariomycetes; Xylariales; Hypoxylaceae. Gene Ontology annotation, biological process: dephosphorylation. The record is from RefSeq and is a predicted model, not a curated record. Bases 412 to 1872 code for a protein of 486 amino acids. The transcript has a single exon.